AUGUCUCGCGUCCUUCUCACAGGUGGCUCAGGCUUCAUAGCUGCCCAUGUCCUAGACAUCCUCCUCGAGCGCGGCCACUCAGUGGUUACAACCGUCCGAUCUACAGAGAAAGGACAAAAGAUCCUCGACAAUCACCCUAAAGUCUCCAAAGACAAACUCGAUUUCGUUAUCGUGGAGGACAUUGCCAAACCAGGAGCAUUCGACAAGGCAGUCCAGUCAAACCCUCCUUUCGAAGUCAUAAUUCAUACAGCAUCUCCGUUCCAUUUCAACGCCACGGAUACUAAGAAAGAGCUGCUGGAUCCUGCAGUCAUCGGAACGACAGGUAUUCUGGAGUCAACAAAGAACCACGCUCCAACUGUCAAACGCGUGAUUAUCACCUCCUCUUUCGCCUCAAUCAUCGACCCAUCAAAGGGCACCCGGCCCGGCUACACAUACUCCGAGAAAGACUGGAACCCGAUCACCGAAGAAGAAGCCGUCCAAAAUCCAUCGAAUGGCUACCGCGCCUCCAAGACUUUUGCCGAAAGAGCGUCAUGGGAAUUUUUGGAAAAGGAGAAGCCAAACUUCACAAUCUCGACGAUGUGCCCUCCACUAGUCUUGGGACCAAUUGUACACUAUCUGCAAAGCUUGGACAACCUGAACACGUCGAAUCAAAGGAUUGCUGCGCUGAUGACCGGAAAGGCCAAGGAGGAGUUGCCGCCUACAGGCACAUUUGUUUGGACCGAUGUCCGUGACUUGGCGCUUGCGCACGUCAAAGCUGCCGAGUUGCCUGAAGCGGCGAACAAGAGAUUCUUCGUCACAACAGGUUAUUUCAGCAAUGAAGAGAUUGCGGAUAUCAUGAGGGACAAUUUCCCAGAGCUCAAGAACGAAUUGCCCGCAAAAGGCACCAAAGGUGGAGGAUACCCAGAGGGUGGUCUGUACCAGUAUGAUAACUCGAGGGUCAAAGAAGUUCUAGGCAUUAAAUUCAUAAGCCUUAAGGAGAGUAUUGUUGAUGCGGUGAAGAGUCUGCAGGCAGUCGGCGCUUAG
Messenger RNA from Letharia columbiana, 1023 nucleotides. RefSeq lists its product as uncharacterized. Gene Ontology annotation, molecular function: oxidoreductase activity, acting on the CH-OH group of donors, NAD or NADP as acceptor. Lineage: Eukaryota; Fungi; Ascomycota; Lecanoromycetes; Lecanorales; Parmeliaceae. The transcript is spliced from 3 exons. The record is from RefSeq and is a predicted model, not a curated record. The coding region runs from base 1 to 1023 and encodes 340 amino acids.